Molecule: messenger RNA, 2910 nt
Organism: Plasmodium inui San Antonio 1
Lineage: Eukaryota; Apicomplexa; Aconoidasida; Haemosporida; Plasmodiidae
Product: translation initiation factor 3 subunit C
Exons: 3
Coding region: 1-2910 (969 amino acids)
Biological process (GO): translational initiation
Cellular component (GO): eukaryotic translation initiation factor 3 complex
Molecular function (GO): translation initiation factor binding; RNA binding; translation initiation factor activity
Source: RefSeq, a predicted model, not a curated record
AUGCAAUCCAAGUUUUGGGCCAAGGGCGCGGACGACGACAGUGGUGACAACAUUACUGAAUCAUCCGACAAUGAAGUUGAGGACAAGAAGCCCCUAGUAUCGGCGCAGGCGGAACGCUGGGCAGCCAUUGACAGCAGCAGCUCGGAGGAGGAAGAAAGAGUCAUAAAAAGUUAUGAAGGAAAGAGAAUAGAUUUUUACAAGAACAUUGGGAACAGCCUAAAUGACAGCAUGGAAAAUAGUGACUUUAAUCAGCUGCUAAAGGAUUAUGAGAGCUUGUACAAAUUUAUGGUGAAGGAAAGUUCUGAACGAAUUCCAAAUUUUGCCAUUGUCUAUUUGGAUAAACUUACAAAAUAUGUGGAGACAACAUUUCAGAACAAUGUGGAGAAGAAGGUCCUGAGUAAGAACAAGGCACAGACCCUGAACAAAUUAAAAGCAAAGAUCAGAAAAUGCACUGAGUUUUAUCAGAAUAAACUAAAUCUGUACCAUGAGAAUCCGGAGGAAUUUAAGGCCGCCAUGGAGGACGAGGAGGAAGAUGAAGAGGAAGAAGAGGAAGAAGUGGACGAUGUGGACGAAGAGGAUGAUGUGAACGAAGCGGACGAUGUGCACGCUGUGGACGAUGAGGAAGAGGGAAAAAAGAAAGGAAAGGACAAAGAUGAAAAGACCCCGGGAGAAGAGGACGACAGCGAUGAUUGGUCAAAUAGUGAAGAGGAAGCAUACGUGUCGGAUGACCCAGAUGAUAAAACAAAAAGUGCUAUGAGCAAAUGGGGAUUGAAAACAAGUGAAAAAGUAGAAAAAAAAAAAGCAGUAAAAACGAAGAAGGUGAAAAAGGAAACAACAAAAAAGGAAGAAAAGGUAACACAGGUGGACGAAAACCAGUCUGCAAAAAAUAAAGCAUAUGCAGAAUUAUUAAGCACCAAAAAUCUCUCAGAAGAAGUCAUACGAAAUAGAGUCAAAUUUGUCAUUGAGAAGAGAGGAAGAAAGGGAUUAGACAAACAUGAACAUAUUAACAUUUUAUCCAAGUUGUCAGAGCUAGCCAAAACAGUAAGCACACAGUCAUACAUAGAAGUACUGGAACAGCUGAUUAAUCUCGAAUUUGACGUCGUCUCAAGUGUGUAUACCUAUAUGUCGUUCAACAUUUGGAACAAGGCAUUUAAGUACAUUGAACUUAUCUUAGAUUUGCUAAUUCAAAAUGAGAACUUUUAUUUAGUAUCCAUAAACGUCACAGAAGAAAUUACUGAAGAGGUUAUAAAUGAGAAAGAGAAAAUUUCCCGGUCUUGUAAAACGCUCAUUUCGUUUUUGGCCAAAUUGGAUGAUGAGUUGAUGAAAGCGCUUCAAUAUAUCGAUGCCCAGACGGAGGAAUACAGGAGGAGGUUAGGAAAAACUGUGCAUAUGAUUGCAUUGCUUUACAAAGGAUACAAUUACGUGAAGUUUACCAAGAAGAUGCCUGACCUGGCAAUAUUCAUUUCGACAAGGAUUCUUGAGCACAUGUAUUACAAACCGGAAGCGCUGUUCAUGCAGAUAUGGAACUUCGUUACGAGUGGGAAGGGCAGCAGCUCCCCGUCGGUGGAUGCGCAGGGGACCAGCGGAGGAAGGAAAGAAGAAGACGCGGAAAAUAAGGGAAGCGUCAACCCAAAUGGAGAAGUCCAGGCAGACCAUUCCGCGCAAACGAAUGGCGACUGCGAUAAGCAGCUGAACGGGGAUGCCCCAAAUGAUGCAGAGAGAGUGGCCGCCAAAGGGGACGACAAAAUCUCGACAAAACAUAUUGUAGAAAAAUAUGUGUAUGAAAUAUUCGAGCAUGGAACGAAGCAACAGAAGGUUAAAGCACUGCUGCAAUUGUCCUUCCACAGAAGCUUGCACGACGAAUUUCUGGAAGCAAAGGAAUUAUUAAAUGUUGCCAAUGUACACGAACUGGCGCUAAGUUCAGAUUUGCCGACGCAGAUUCUGUACAACCGAAAUCUGAUUCAGUUAGGAUUAUGUGCCUUUAGACAUGGGAAAAUAUUCGAGGCCCACUGCUGCCUAGGGGAACUAUGCUCCCAGAAUAAGCACCGAGAGUUAAUCGCCCAGGGAGUAUCAAACGUAAAGAAUCAGGAGAAAACUCUGGAACAAGAAAGAGCCGAAAAGAGAAGACUCCUCUCAUUUCAUAUGCACAUUUCCAUUGAGCUAAUCGAAUGUGUAAAUAACAUCUGCGCAAUGCUGUUGGAAGUACCCAAUCUAGCCAGACACACAUAUGAAUCCAAGAAGGAUAUCAUUUCGAGGCAAUUCAGACGAUUCCUGGAUAUAUAUGACAAGCAAAUUUUUAAUAGCCCCCCAGAGAAUAAUAAAGAAAUUAUUUUACUAGCAACGAAGUAUCUGCAGAAAGGAAAUUGGAAAAUGUGUUGCGAAAAAAUAUUCAGCUUAUCCAUUUGGUCGAAAUUUAAUGAGAGGGAAAGGGUACAAACCAUACUACAGGAAAAAAUUAAACAGGAAGCCAUGCGGACUUACAUUUUUAGAUACAUCUCCAUAUAUGACUCCUUUUCUGUUGAUCAGCUAUGUAUCAUGUUCGACCUUAAUCAGAGUGUCGUGCAUUCUAUUCUGAGCAAAAUGAUGAUUAACCAUGAGAUUCCUGCCUGCUGGAAUGAAAGCAGCAGUCAUAUUCUCAUCAACAAGGUGAACCCCACGGCUCUCCAGACUGUGGCCAUCAAGUUGGCCGAAAAUAUCAACGAGGUUAUGGAGCAGAACGAGCUGACGCUCAACAUGCGCAACCCAAAAUUCAUGUUCAUGCAGGAGAGACGCACUCAGAUGAAGGACGAGAAGUCCAACUGGUCACACAAGAAGGGCGAAGGCAAGUACGGAAAGGGUUACCACCAGCACAAAAACAUGCACUACAAGAAGAACUACAAGGAGAGGAGCAUGCCCAGAGGCUUCGCGUAA